UUAGUAUUACGAUUAAUAUCUAUUGUUAUGUAUGUCGCAACAAAUUUGUUUUAGGGAUUACUCGGUGUUAUAGGAAGUACAUCUAGCAGAAAGGAUGGAAAUUAUAUCAAAGGUUCAUUCUUACGACGAAGAGACCAUAUCAUUUUAUAAUAUAGACGAGCACGUUUUUCGGAUAGACUUUACAGAGAUAAAAACUUUUGAAGAUGUGCUUGACUACAUUAAGAAACCCAUCGAUGAUGAUGACGAACACAGGAACAUAUAUCUUGCGAGAUCUAUAGUUAGUCUUCUGUAUUUCGUACGGCUUACGGAUGAUAUACUGGAACCAGUUUUCUUUGAAUUGUUGCUUCCAACAUUGACUGCUAGUUUUCAUCAUAUGUGCAGUAGUUUAAAUAUUCCAUGCCGUAUCAUACAAGGGGAAACAAAAGAUUUUACCAGCUAUCGUCACGAAACAUACCGAGCCGAGUGGUGUGCUUUUAUGUGCAAUGAUGAUUGGCACCUGGUUGAUCUAGAUGGAAUACUCAGUGCCACUACUUACCACGAAACAGAAGGUAGAAUUGUUCUGGAAAGUGAAGGGGAAGCAAUCUUAGAGCAUCAAGAGCAAAAAGAAGGUCAACUAUUGGUUGUUUUUAAUGACUUCUGGUUUUGUACAAAACCAAACAAAAUAAUUUCUUUCGAUUUUCCAGACGAACGAAAGUGGCUUCUUCUGGACAGCCCGGUGUCUUCUGAUGAAUUUGAAUCAAUGCUAUUUACGUAUGUCGAGUUCCAUAUUUUAGGGCUUCAAUUUCUUACCGAAUGCUCUUCAAAACUCCUUGCUAAAGAUGGGAGAUGUAAGAUAUCUAUAAAGGCAGACCCCUCAGUUUUACGGUCAAAAUGUUUUCCGUACACAUUAUCUCUCAUAGAAGGCACUGGGGACAUAUCCGAAACAAAGGCGGAAGAUCUGCCUUUGUUGGUGACGUAUGCACCCGGCAUUGACAUGCUAUCAUUCAACAUCAGAUUCCCUGUUUCCGGUGAAUAUGUAUUUGAAGUGUCUGUCAAAGAUCUAGACGAUGACGACAUUGUUUGUCACUGUUUUGAUGUCGUCAUAGUAUGUGAAGAAGCUGAUCCAAACUGCCGGAAACUUCCAAUAGAUGCAGGAAUAGUUGGGUUUGGAUACGGACACGCUGCGAAAGAAGCUGGAUUGAAGAACCCAAGCAAGGCAAGUCCAACAGUGAACGUUAAUCCACAAACGGACGGUCUCACGCAUCCUAAAACACUGACCUUUCAAAUAGAAAACGAUCAUAUUGAUACAAUCGAGUAUGGAUCAGAUAUUAUAGCUGACAAUGACAUAAAUGCAUUUUCUGAGACGCAUGUUGAUGCUGAUAAAGGCAAACUUACCGUAGUAGCCAACGUAAAGACAGAAGGGGAAUAUGCGUUAUCUAUCACAGCAAAACCUAAACAGUCUGGCGAUAAUCCAGAAACAGUCCUCAACUACUUGCUGACGACAAAUAAAAAUGAAGAUGACGUUGAACAAGAACAACUCAUGAAGAAAAGAAAACUUGAUUUGAUAUUGGAGAGUAAAAUGGAGGACCGAAUUACAACGAAGAAAGUACUUACAAAAAAGAUCGACGCGAUAGAAAAAGAGCUGCUGGAACUACGCAAGAUGGUGGAAGAUGGUAUUGAUACUACCUUAAAUGCAGCAUCAGGAGACCAUGUUUAUGAGGGUGAUCGUUGUAGUCAGUCAAAGAAUGAAGACGCUGUAGAUAGUAGUGCAGUUCUAGCAGCUGGCGAAAAUGAUGAUAAUGCCACAGCAACCUCAUUGUUAGCAGAGGAGGCUGGAACCGUCUCAACAUCAAAACUGGCGAAGAAGUCCAAAAUGUGUCAUCUUAUGUGAUUAUUUCUGAAUAAAAGUGAAGACAUAUUAUGAUUUACUUGCAAAAAAAUAAUAAAAAAGAAUGCGUUAUUAAGAUAUCUAAACAAGUCAAAUUUGUUUUCUAAAAUUACAUGUUUAUGAUACGAUUGUAUGACUGACGAGCUUACACGAGCGUAAAUAAAUAAAUAAUUAUGAAUAUAGUUUGACUUUGUGCACGUUGCUGUAUUUUCAUUAGAGUAAAAGCAUUUACUUUAGCUUCAAUGCAUUUAUGUUACUAGUAAAUAAACCUAUUCAUUCAUGUUUUA
This is a messenger RNA of Mercenaria mercenaria, 2154 nucleotides long. Its product is annotated as kyphoscoliosis peptidase-like. The record is from RefSeq and is a predicted model, not a curated record. The transcript has 6 exons. NCBI's taxonomy places the organism in Eukaryota, Metazoa, Mollusca, Bivalvia, Venerida, Veneridae. Bases 95 to 1870 code for a protein of 591 amino acids.